UGGGUCUAAUAGGUUUUAAAACUUUAAUUAAUGAUUUAAUUAAUGAUUUCUUUAUAAGAGACUCCGAGACCUGAUAUUAGGCCAAUAGUAUUCUGGAAUGAAGGACCAGAUAGUAUAUUGUCAUGAAUAAAUCUAGCAUACAUGUACUCUGUUAUUUGAAUAAAGUGGUAGUCAGCAUAGUAUCUGCUGAAAUGACCUAGAUUAACUUCAAAGUUUCUGUAGAGCCAGGUGAGUGAUACAGGCCCAUUGGGCCUCUUGUUAUUAUUGUUCUAAAAGUUAUUCACAAAGUAUUCUCGACUGGCAAAUGUAGGAAGUGUAUUUAUAUAUAUACAGUAAGUUAAGCUAAGUUUAACUCCCAGAAUACAUGUAGGUAAUAUUUCAUUUGGUGAGCUGAGGCCAUUUGUCUUCUUAAUAACUAUCAUACAAGUUGAGCCCAAUAAUCUGGUUCAAAACAAUCUUAUGGUCAAGCUGAGAUCUAGAGUCUUGUAUAAAGGUCAGAAUUAGCACAUUCAAGUUACAAUAGUAUCACAUACAUACUUUACAAUGGUAAGUUACAAAUACCAUGUUGAGGAAAGAAUAUAUCUUUAACAGUCAAGUUAAUUAGAAAAAAAAAUGUUCUUAAUAAUGAAUUAAAGAUUUAGGUCCAUGCAAAUAGAACAUAUAGAGAGACUCUCACUUACAUUGAGGCUACUUGAGGGAGCCAGGCUGGUAGAAUCCCAACCUGAAGUCCUACCUGAACAGGUACACACAGUGUCCAGCAGCUCCUCUAACGACUCGGACAGACAGAUGACCCUAGGCUCUGACAACAAUACACAGAAUUUAGUAGAAGAAAAUUGUCAUAUUCAAACUGAUUCUCUGAAUGGUGAAGGAACAGAAAUGAUAACUGAGAGUGAUGAAGAGGACGUUGCUCUAGAGCCAUGGUUAUCGUUUGAGGACCCUCGGACAGGCAUGAUUGGCUACAGUAGUGAGUCUGACAUAGACCAGAUCAGUGAGGAUGAGGAUGAUGUUAUUCCACCUUCUAGAAUGGAAGAUGUUGAAUUCUGGGAUAUUUUUUCCUGCGAUGAGAAUAACCUAUCCACUACAGAACCGUUGGCAGUGCCAGCCAUUGGGGCCCAUGCCAAACACCCAGACAUGAAACUUUGUGUAGUGAAGCUAUUCAGAAACAAGAUAUUGGACGUACAGUGUGGACCUAGUGGUGUUAAAUAUGAUGUAUUUUCAUGAACAUUAAGUCAGAGGAAUGCGGUUUAGUGUAGGUAAAUUUUAUCAUGCAUUAGGGUGUUAUUUUCCUUGUACUUUCUUUUGUCUGACUUUCAGUACUACAGAUUAUGAGCCAGUAUCGACAAAAUAGUCACAUGGUACAUUACAUUAUUUGACUUAAAUUUAAUGCUAAUGGUUUAAAUAUACAUAUGCAGUUUUUAGCUCACCUGGCCCGAAGGGCCGGUGAGCUUAUGCCAUGGUGCAGCGUCCGU
Molecule: messenger RNA, 1469 nt
Organism: Pecten maximus
Lineage: Eukaryota; Metazoa; Mollusca; Bivalvia; Pectinida; Pectinidae
Exons: 5
Coding region: 646-1221 (191 amino acids)
Source: RefSeq, a predicted model, not a curated record